UCAUCUUCUGCUCAGAUUGAUUUUAUUAAUUUUAAAUUUAUAAGCUAGGUUUUAACUCAACGGUUUUCAAUAGCUUUUUGAUGAAAUACAAGCAUGAAAAUUUCUAUAUGAGGAUCUGAUUUUUAAAAAGUAUCAGUUAUCGGAAAAUAAUACUGCAAUGUUUAGCAAAUUUAGUACGAUACUGCAACAGGCAGUAGAUGCUUUAGCUCCAGAAGCAACACCAAUUGAAGACUUUGUUUAUCACUGGAAAUGUAUCACAAAUUUUUACGUUGAAAAUACAGACGAAAAAUGUCCUGUGAAUUCGACGAACAUUCCUUCUCACAUGCAACAAAUGUUGGUGAUUCUGGUGGAAGAAGAAGCUGAAAGGGAAGUUGGAAACACAGGACCAUGUAUGGAAUAUUUAUUACAGCAUAAAUUGCUGGAGACUUUGCACACGUUAGGAAGAGCUGAUUGUCCACCUGGAAUGAAGCAGCAAGUUCUCAGAUUUUUCACAAGUUUACUUGGAAGAAUUCAGCAACCUCUGUUACCCCACAUAAAUGUUCACAGGCCAGUUUCCAGGUUAGUUAGAGUGUGUGGAGAAGUUGCUGCAGCCCCAACAGAAUCUGAAGAAAUUGCAUUCCUAUGUACUGUGUGUGCAAGAUUGAAACAGGAACCUCAUUUAGCUCAUUUGUUUUUGAGAGGAAAAGAAGACCCAAAGUUGAAAAAUAAGAAAAAAGAGGAUUCCCCUGUCGUUCAAGGGACAAGUGGAAAUAAUGCAGACCAAGAAAAACCAACUACAGAUCCUACUGGAAAAGUUAAUACAACCCCUGAUAAAACUGCAUCCGCCCCUUCCACCAGUACAAAAGAUACAAAAAAUAGUCCUUCGUUGCAUUCUUACACUACAAAAAGAGAAGGUUAUGACCUUGUGGACUCUUUAUUGAACUUGACUAAGUCUGAAGAUGGACGAGUAGCUGUGAAAGCUUGCGAAGGAAUCAUGCUCCUUGUUUCACUUGAACACAAGGAUGCUGCUCGAGCAAUUGUACAAGAUACUGCACUGUGUUAUUUAUUGAAUCUAAGAUUGUCAUCUCUCUUUGCUGCAAUUCCUGAAAAUGUAGAUCCAGUUGAUAUUGACGCCGUGGAAGCUAAAUGGGGAUUAGAUGCUCGAACCGAUGACAGUCAUCGAUUUUCUGGGAAGCGGGCUCUGAUCUCAUUUUUAUCUUGGUUCGACUAUUGUGAUCGACUAAUCUCAGAAGGAAACUCGCAAGAGUGUCGGGAGCUUCUUGCAAAGUCAAUGAAAGAACAAUUUUUUGGAUUAACUUUGUCACCUUUACUUUGUGCAACAAAUGAACACACGAUACUUACUGCCACAUCUAUAUUCACUAAGCUAUUUCGAUCAGUCGAAUGUAAAGAACUUCUCAGAGAAAUGCUAAACUUUUUAUUAGCUGUGUCAAAUGAAGAGUCUGUACCAUCACUGUUGCUGCGAAUACUUGAAAGAUGCGAUCAUUUAUCUGAUGAGAUCACCAUUGUAUCACUUCAAUUAUUUGAAACUGUACUAAGGAAAAACGAUCCGAUAGCAAUGGAUGAACUUGUAAUAAAAUAUUUGCUACAACGUGGAUAUCAUGCUGAAAAUCCUGGUAAUAUAGUAAUACAAACAGAUGCUGCUGAAUUAGAGUGGGAUUUAGAACCAGGAUUAGAAGUAUCUGCAGCUAAUUCAACAGAAACGCAAAGAACUGGAUCACAAUCUGAACAUGAUACACAACAAGCGAUGAAUGUAGCCAAAUUCAAUCCUCGUUUACAUGUGCAACAAGCUGUCAAUUGUUAUUUAAAUGUUCUCCCAGAAGCUGCUAAAUCAUCACAAACAUUUGAUGAUGACUCAGGCAGACAUGACAGUUAUCUGAGAGAAGCACACAGAAUGUAUAGAGAUGUUCAGUAUGUUUGCAGUCAAUUUAACUGGCCAAAAGAAUUUGAUAAUCCUGAUCGAUGUCCUGCUGUAAAUAAUUUUAAUGAAGGACCUUUUCUUCGAAUGCUUUUAAGCAAAAUAUCUCGCAUUCUUGACCAACCUUAUGAAGUUAAUCUAGUUGUAACUUCAAUUGCCUCAAGAUUAUGUUUGAUGCCGCAUCCUUUACUACAUGAAUAUUUUGUUGAUCCUCUCACGCCACUUCGACCGAACGUUAAGACCUUAUACAAUACGAUACAGCACAUCAUCACAGAAAUGAUGGCGAGAUUCGCUCGCUUUCCAAAUUUUAAACAUAAGUUGUUGUUAGCAAGAAAAUCAUUGAUUGGAAAUAACGAGUCUCCCAUCAAAACAUUAUCAAGCUCUCCUCCACCACACACUGUGAAAGGAGGACACGAACAUUCAUUUUUACUGGAAGGUUCUAUUGUUUUGGAAGAAUUUUGUAAAGAAUUAUCUGCUAUUUUGUUCGUAAAACACCAUGCAUCAUCUGCGACUACAUAGAUGUUAACGAUGCUUGGUUUUACAAAGAUCAGGGAUUUGCAAUAUAACUCGGUUUUGCAGAUGAGUGGGAAUGAAAUGCUGUGAUCAUGUUUUGCCUUAGUUUGUCAUUAUUUAUAUUUAUUGGAAAUUAGAAGAAUACUUGUCGAGUAGUGUUUUUUGGAUUCAAAUUAUUACCACAAUAUUGUUUUCAUUGUCACUAUUAUGUUACAAAAUAUUCGCAAAAGUCAAAAUGUUGGCGUUGUCAAAAUGUUGCAAAAUUUUCACACAUCAGUCAAAUCAUAAUCACGUUUGACAUCCGUCAAAUGUCUGAUUACAUGAAUUGCAUCAACUUUUAUCAGUUGGAAUGAAUGAAUUAUUUUUAGUUUUAUAUGUGACACCUCGCUUUUUGAUUUGAGUAUAUACAAAGAAAAGCUGAUGUAUUUGUUUCAAGUAAUUGUACAUCAGCUUGAUAGUUUUCUAUUUCUCUGAUACACUAAAGCUACUACCGGUAUUUCGUUCUGUCGCGCACGCUACUUUUCAAAUCGUAGCAGAAAACACUAUUUUACCUUCUAAAAUAUAGAAGAUUUUAGUCAUGUUUUGUGCCAAAUUUUUUUUAAUAAAGCUGUUGCACCACAUUAAAAAUAUCCAAGAGAAAAAUAAUUGUCGAGAUCUUGAUCCCCAUGGGUGCUAUUCAAAAGCUACUUGUGUUAAUAAAAUGAAAAGCUACUGGGAGAGAACACUUUUCCAAUCUUUUCUGAAAAACACCCAGUCAGUUGGCUUCUAAUUUGAUUCAUUGGGUUUUGAAUUACAAUUACUCAGUAAUGUGUCCAUUAGUUUUAGAUACAAUUACUUCACGCCAAGGCUACACUACCUUGCUAAAGUAAUGUAGGAAUGUAACUGCCUGCAACAUUUUUUCUUUUUUUAAGUUAUAUCGUUGGUGAAGAUAUAUUUCCAUCGGCCUGACAGAUUCACAAGUGCUUUUAAACUAGUGUGCAAUGCAUUUGCACUCUGAUAUGAAUUGUAUUUUAUCGCACUAUUGAUAUUAUAAUGUAAAGUUUUAGCAGAAAAUAAAGAUUGAAGUAUAAAA
This is a messenger RNA of Styela clava, 3500 nucleotides long. RefSeq names its product FHF complex subunit HOOK interacting protein 2A-like. The record is from RefSeq and is a predicted model, not a curated record. Lineage: Eukaryota; Metazoa; Chordata; Ascidiacea; Stolidobranchia; Styelidae.